Anarrhichthys ocellatus (wolf-eel) is the source of this 438-nucleotide messenger RNA. RefSeq names its product complement C1q and tumor necrosis factor-related protein 9-like. Bases 1 to 438 code for a protein of 145 amino acids. The transcript is spliced from 2 exons. Lineage: Eukaryota; Metazoa; Chordata; Actinopteri; Perciformes; Anarhichadidae. The record is from RefSeq and is a predicted model, not a curated record. Gene Ontology annotation, molecular function: protein binding.
AUGGCGUACGAACCAGGUCGAGGAGACAGCAUUUCUCCAUCAGGCACUGUAGCUUUCACAGCCAAGCUGAAGGUCGAUGACAGCUACCCCUGUUACUCUGGAGCCCUGAAGUUUACCACUUUACUGGUCAACGAGGGAGGAGGCUACAGUCCCGACACGGGCCUCUUCACCUGCCCCGUGGAUGGCUUCUAUUACUUCACCGUGCAUAUGUCUGUGUAUGGACGCGGACAGGGCGCUAUCUUCAAGAAUGGAGAGAAAGUAGUGUCUCUGUAUCACACCUCUCUGCCUGAUAAGUGCAGCCAAGUGGCCAGUAUGAGCAGUGUGAUCAAACUGUCCAAAAACGAUGAGGUCGCUGUGAAUAUCUGGGGGCCGGGCAGAAACGAUAUCUUUGCAACUGUAGACAAUGACACUGUGUUUACUGGUUUUCGUUUGGGUUAA